This is a messenger RNA of Diplodia corticola, 906 nucleotides long. RefSeq lists its product as uncharacterized. The transcript has 6 exons. Bases 1 to 906 code for a protein of 301 amino acids. NCBI's taxonomy places the organism in Eukaryota, Fungi, Ascomycota, Dothideomycetes, Botryosphaeriales, Botryosphaeriaceae. The record is from RefSeq and is a predicted model, not a curated record.
AUGCCUGGCGGCGUAGUUGCUCCGCCCGAGUUGGUCGCGGCUUGGCAGACGGACGCAUAUCCCCACGGCAUCCGUGCCGAGCGCUCUCUUACCGUCAUCAGUCUCGUCUUCACGCCUAUCGCCUUUGUCGUUGUUCUCGCUAGAUUAUACGACCGCGCAUUCGUCAGGCGUAACGCUGGGCUCGAUGACCUUCUCAUGGUGGCUUCCCUUUUUCCGUUGACCGGACUCUGCAUAUGCACCAUUCUCUCAGAGCACCUAUACGGCUUCGAUCGCCACACCUGGGACCUGACCGUGGACCUGAUCGCGCCGAGCAGAAAGCUCGUCCUCUCCAUAUCCAUUCUCUCCCUCUCGACCUGCGGCCUCAUCAAGAUCUCCAUCCUCCUCUUCUACCGCCGCAUCGGAGCCGUCAAGCCCUGGUUCCGCACGACCAUCAACCUCAACAUCGGCUUCAUCGCCUGCUACACGCUCGCCUUCGCCCUCGCCCUCCCCUUCGAAUGCACCCCGAUCGCCGCCUACUGGCUCAAGGCCGACCCCCGCUGGACCGCCGCCCACCCGGACUACCGCUGCGUCGACGAAGGCGCCAAGCAGGUCAUCGCCGCCGCCCUCUCCGCCCUCCAAGACCUCACCGCCUGCGUCCUCCCCAUGGCGCUCUUCUGGGACCUGCGCAUCUCGCCCCGCUCCAAGCUCGCCCUGUCCUUUGUGUUUGGCUUGGGAAUCUUCACAUGCGCCUGCGCCCUCCUCCGCACCGCCAAGCUCCACCACGUCUUCUACGCCACCUACGACGUCACCUGGGCCGCGCGCUGGGUCUUCGCCCUCACCCUCGUCGAGGCCUGCCUGGGCGCCGUUAUCUGGGGCGUUUGGGUGUGGGGAAGGAAGGAGGAGGACUGGAAGAAGUGGAAGUGGUAG